Coregonus sp. 'balchen' is the source of this 3088-nucleotide messenger RNA. NCBI's taxonomy places the organism in Eukaryota, Metazoa, Chordata, Actinopteri, Salmoniformes, Salmonidae. The record is from the annotation of a GenBank genome assembly.
AUCUCAAAUGAGACCGGGUAAGUGUUAAAGACAGACCUGUCAGUGCUGAUGGAGGAAAGGAGAUGUGCCGUGAAAUAACACUGUCUACCUGUGAAUCAUAGACUGCCUGCUGAAAUUGGCAAAAGCUUUUCAUCACGAUUUUACACUCCUCCCUCACAAUUCACCAGUGUAGUGAUAUUGUGUUAUUACAGAAUUCCGCACUCUGUACUAUCCACUGAGAAUCAAUCUUUACUCGCUGUCCUAUUUAGCUGAGUGUGUCUUGCUUCAUGAAGGCUUCCUUACAACCAAGAGAAAUGAGAGAGUAGGGUGAAGAGAUUAAAUCGUGAGGGUGAGAAGGUAGAGGAGUGAAAGAUGGAGAGAGUAUUACAGUAAGAGAGUGAGAGUGAAGGAAUGAGAAUUAGGACGGAGAGAGAUGGAAUGAAGGGAUGAGAGAUUGAGGACAAAGAACCGAGGGAGUGAGGAUAAGGUAUUAAAGGAAAUAAUUGAGAGAGAGAGAGGGUGAGAUGGUGAGAGGUUGAGAUGGUGAGAGAGAGCGAGGGUGAGAUGGUGAGAGGUUGAGAUGGUGAGAUAGAGAGAGGGUGAGGGAUUGAAAGAUUGAUGAGAGGAACGAGGAAGAGGGUGAAAGGAUGAGUGAAUGUUCAGUGAUGUUGAAAUAGGUGUGUUUUAGGUGCACCAAGUCCAAACACCUGUAUGCUGUACUAAUUAUAAUUGUGCCUACAUGUUAUGCUCUCGCUCCUUUUCCUGUUAAUCUCUCUAUUAAUCCCCACUGUGUAACCGCUGUCAACCUAUAAACUUAACCCAUUAUAUUUGUUGUUGUCUUACAGGAAGGGCCUUAUAUGGAACUUGUCAGACUUCUGAGUAAUUCUAAGUGGGAGGAGAGGUUUUGUUCAGGCACUUUUACAUCCUAUGUCUGAAUUAAACCCAUAUUAUGAUAAUCAGAUAUGAAUGAAAUUAAGAGUAAGAGGACUAUUCUUAGAGGUACUGAUUUUUGCUUCCAUAUGCUUUUAGGUGACACAUGUUUGCAAUGGAAGUAAUAACCCAGAGGAAUAUUGUGUGAGUUGAGUUGAAUGGGUGGAAAUCAACCUCUACCUCGUUACGCAACAACCCCAUUUAAUUAUGCCAGCUAAUUUGUGCCAUGCAGUGGUAUACAUGUUGAAAGUUAGACUCAGUGUUCUCAACUCAGAGUUGAGGCUGUCCAAGCAAAGCUCCAAGGUGCAAUUUAAGGGAAUCCCAGUCCCAGGUCUCUGCUUUUCCAGCAUCCUCUGCUUCCUUGUCACUUGAUGAGCUCAACCAAUCAGCAGUCUGGGUUCAGAUGCCUUCGAAGGCAUGACAACAGGGCUUGAGGUCACGGAGGCGGAAAGGUAGAAAAAAUUGGAGAACAGAUCAACUACAAGCUCACACACACACACAACGGUUCUUCAAUCAAUCAAAUUUGAUGUGUAUAUUUAUUUUUGCAAAUAAUCUGAGCCUAUAGAUUCCCAACAAGCAAGCAGAGGCAACAGUGGCAAGGAAAAACCUCCAGAGGCACCAGGCUCAAGAGAGGGAGUCCAUCCUCUUCUGGUUUGCCGGGCAAGGGGUUCUUACAAGCACAUUGGCCAAGUUUCAAACAGACAGAAAGGGUGGACUUCAACCUUGAGCUCCUGGUAUUCAGGAUCUUCAUCUCCAUUGUGGGCAUUGUGGGUAACGUAGUCCCGGUCCUGUCUUUGAUAUAGAACCAGAUCUCCCAUCUGAAAACCUUUUGAGGUGUUUCUCCUGAGCCUUGCUGCCUCCAACCUGGAAGAACUCCUUAUCGUGAACAUCUACAACGUCAUCAUGCUCCGUGUCCGUCCUCACUUCCUGGUCCUGCCGGACGCUCAAGUUCCUCAUGGUGAGAGUACAGUGCAUGUAGCAGCGGAUGGCUAAAGUGCUACUGACUGCCCAAGACCUAGAAGUACUGUCAUCCUGGAUCUAGAAAUUGCUUUUCUGACUGAGUGGUAGGCCAUUGACAGUGCUUCUUGUUGUGUUACAGUGUGGAGGGUUAUAUGAGUUCGUGCCCUGUUCAGGCAGAAUUUACACAGUCUCAUACUCUCCAAAUGUACUUAUAAAUCAUUCCUGUUAGAAACAAGUUGACAGCAGCUGAGAUAAUUUUAUAAUGUGAUAAUGUAUGGAACUAUUUGUUUGGAAUGUAGGUGUUCGGUGAAAUCGGCAGCAUCCUCUUCACAUUUCUCAUCAGCAUCUUCCGGUACCAGAAGCGCCGAGAUGCUGAGAAGAAGGGCAACUUGCCCGUCUUUCUGGACAACAUCUGGUUGGCCUGGGCUGUAAGUGGGCUGUGUGUGAUGCUAGCCAUGCUCCUGGGAACUCCUACCUAUCUCAUGAAUCUGGACGGUCAUAUGGAUAACUAUACGCAUGACGGAGGCUGCCCUCCAGACUUCUUCCAGUGUCCCAAGGAGAACUGCCUGACCAUUAACCUGGUCUACAAGUAUAUUUUCAUUCUGCUCUGCAACCUGCUGCCUCUAUUCAUCGUCACCAUCACCAGCUGUCUCAUUGUAAAGGUCUGUAACCACCUUGGAGUCGGUAGAGGUUGCCCCUAACCACAUCCCUCUAAUAGUUAAUAAGGUCAGUUUUGAGGGUAGAGUGAUCUGAUUCUAGAUCUGUGGAUAGGGGCAAUGCUCUGUCAGUGACCACUUGUUUGCUAAGGGGUGUCAAGUUGACAGACACAUUGUCUUGGUAAGUGUUUGUCUCCCCUCAUUAUGUAUAGAAGUUUACUGAAUGACUCAAAUGUAAAAUGUUGGUGCACCAGGUGCUGUUGGGGCAGAGAAGGGUGGUGGUUCCAGCGCUGAGUGCAGCAGAGGAGCUAGUGGAGCAGCCUCCCAGGAAGAAGGGCCUCUGCCUGGGCAUCAAUAGGAACACAGUGGGCAUCCUGGAUGCCAUGGGGCUGUUCCAGGUGGAAUGGAUCCUCUACCUGGUCCUCCACCUGGCCUUCAGCCCCUACGACUUCCCCUUUUGGACCGAGGGGGAGUUCUUCAUCACAACGUCCUAUACCACAAUCAGCCCUUAUGUGUAUGGGAUAGGGAGUAACCCGUUUCCUGUGGAACACUUUAAGAAGUAA